Molecule: messenger RNA, 9801 nt
Organism: Pan troglodytes (chimpanzee)
Lineage: Eukaryota; Metazoa; Chordata; Mammalia; Primates; Hominidae
Gene: TRDN
Product: triadin
Exons: 11
Coding region: 298-1266 (322 amino acids)
Biological process (GO): heart contraction; regulation of release of sequestered calcium ion into cytosol by sarcoplasmic reticulum; regulation of cardiac muscle cell membrane potential
Cellular component (GO): plasma membrane; junctional sarcoplasmic reticulum membrane; sarcoplasmic reticulum
Molecular function (GO): signaling receptor binding
Source: RefSeq, a predicted model, not a curated record
AAAAAAAAGGGCUGAAGAGUCCUAGGGAGAUGAGGCUAUUUUUGUUUGAAGCUGAUACUUCUAGCUGAGCCACAAGUGCUGCUUGGAAAGGGCUUAGGUUGUUUCCAGGGGGAGAAUUCUGCAGAGGAGAGGCAAAGUUCAACAGGACAACAAAGAAGCAGCAGAAACAGCCAGGAAAACGAAGAGCCCCCAGGUUUUGACACAGAACCCUCCACCAGAGUUCUCAAAUCCCCAAAUACUCUGCAAAGUGCAACUUGACGGGAACUUUUCAACUGACUUUUACUUUUGACGACCACCAUGACUGAGAUCACUGCUGAAGGAAAUGCAUCUACAACCACAACUGUGAUAGACAGCAAAAAUGGAUCUGUGCCCAAAUCCCCCGGAAAAGUGCUGAAGAGGACAGUCACAGAAGACAUAGUGACGACGUUCAGCUCCCCUGCAGCCUGGCUUCUGGUCAUUGCCCUGAUAAUCACGUGGUCAGCUGUUGCCAUCGUUAUGUUUGAUUUAGUGGAUUACAAAAACUUUUCAGCAAGCUCUAUUGCCAAGAUUGGCUCAGAUCCUUUAAAACUGGUACGUGAUGCUGUGGAGGAAACCACGGACUGGAUCUAUGGCUUCUUUUCUUUGUUAUCUGACAUCAUCUCAUCUGAAGAUGAAGAUGAUGAUGAUGGUGACGAAGAUACUGAUAAAGGAGAAAUAGAUGAGCCUCCCUUGAGAAAAAAAGAAAUACACAAAGAUAAGACUGAAAAACAAGAGAAACCUGAAAGGAAAAUACAAACUAAAGUUACACACAAAGAAAAAGAAAAAGAAAAAGAAAAAGUAAGAGAAAAAGAAAAACCUGAAAAGAAAGCAACUCACAAGGAAAAAAUUGAGAAAAAAGAAAAACCAGAAACAAAGACAGUGGCAAAAGAACAGAAGAAAGCUAAGACUGCAGAAAAGAGUGAAGAAAAGACUAAAAAGGAAGUGAAAGGUGGAAAACAGGAGAAAGUGAAGCAAACAGCUGCAAAAGUAAAAGAAGUACAGAAAACACCAUCAAAACCCAAAGAAAAGGAGGACAAAGAGAAAGCAGCUGUGUCAAAGCAUGAACAGAAAGAUCAGUAUGCAUUCUGUCGAUAUAUGAUUGACAUAUUUGUCCAUGGGGAUUUAAAACCAGGACAAAGCCCAGCCAUUCCACCUCCAUUACCGACAGAACAAGCUUCCAGACCCACUCCGGCAUCACCUGCCCUUGAAGUACAAAUGGAGGUCUUCCUCAGAUCACAGCCACCCUAGAAAGGGGUAGAAACCCCUAGCUCAGUCCCACAUUGGAAAGGAUCUUCUGUGUGCAAUGUGGACACUCCAGCCUGCUUGUUCAAGAUCUUCCCACUCGGCUCAACAACUGCCCAUUGGCUUUGGCCAUCCCUUGAGACUAAGUGAUGACACUCAUGAGGAUUCAUCCAGGAAGAAGUUACUAUUGUAUAUCACUUACCUAGAGAGUAAACAAGUGAUUUAGAAACAACCAGUCCAAAAAAAAAAAAAAAAAAACAGAAAGAAAAUAGACCAAAAAAAUCAGAAUUACAUUUCUUUUGGCAUUUGGACUAUAAUAGUUCACAUGACUUAAGAGAAUUUGACGCAAAACUAUCUCACUCGCCAAAAUGUUCAUUGGACAAGACAACACCUAUAAAUAAUAGCGUUGCCUUAAUUUUUUAUGGGAUUCUAAUUCUGUUGUUGUUUCCAGAUGGACAUAAAGCAACGAAUUCAGAUUUCCCAACUUGAGGGAGACUUUGAUAGUCAGAUUAUUCAAGUGUUUGAUGCCAAGUUAUCUCCUAGCAGAGGCUCAUAAAACACCAAGUAGCAAAUAUUUUGCUUAGCAAUCUGUCACUUGGAAAAGGAUGUGUCAUUUGUUAAGUAGGACGCUUAGGUUCUGUUACUGUAUUUAUUUAUUUAUUUAUUUUUUAUUUUUUAUUUUUUUUUUCUUGAGACGGAGUCUUGCUCUGCUGCCCAGGCUGGAAGUGCAGUGGCACCAUCUUGGCUCACUGCAAGCUCCGCCUCCCGGGUUCACGCCAUUCUCCUGCCUCAGCCUCCCGAGUAGCUGGGACUACAGGCGCCCGCCACCAUGCCUGGCUAAUUUUUUGUAUUUUUAGUAGAGAUGGGGUUUCACCGUGUUAGCCAGGAUGGUCUCAAUCUCCUGACCUCGUGAUCCACCCUCCUUGGCCUCCCAAAGUGCUGGGAUUACAGGCAUGAGCUCCUGUUAUUUUAUUUAAAGAGCAAUGUAAUUUGACAGUUCAUCCAAGAACCUAGUAAUAGGCUGUGGUGAAUAAAAUAACAAGGUUUGAGGAUCACAAGCCUUUGUCAGUGUCUUCUCUGAAAGCUUGAAGGCUGCUAACUCUGAGCAGCUUGGGGAGUCUAUAUUAUCAGGCAAUGCUGAGAUCAUGGGCUUUGUCAGGGCUUGCAGAUGUGCUGCGUAUGACUUCAUUAACAUAAUUGAUUAGGAGCUAGGACAUAUUUAGUAUUAAUCAGGCUGUUUUUAGUGAGGCUGAUUAUGCCAGUCCUCUUGAUGCACUAUUUUAGUCUGGAACUUCCUUAGAACCAAGCUGCAAAAAGAAAAAAAAAAAAUAAAGGCUUUAUGUAAAAAGGAGGAACUUUCAUGUGGCACUAAAGUAUGCUGUUAUAUUUGAGGAAUACAAUUAUAUCAGGUCAAAAUGUAGGAGAAUGUACAUAUUUCAAUUUUAAUGUUUUUUAAAAGUAGAGCUCAUAUAGAGACUAGAUUAUUAAAUUUGUUCACAGGAGACUAGAAACAAAUAAAACUUCAUUAGUAGAAAUCUAAAAAAAAUGUGGCUCUGUAUGGGUAAAAGAAUACUACAAAUCUGUAAAGCCAAUACUACAAGUCUUUAAAGCCCAUAAAAGCCUUCUUUGUGCUUUCAUAGCGUUUAAGAAACAAAACUUCCACAGUACUUACUUUGUUCUGGGAAGUAUCUGUGUACUUCUUGUCUCAGUCCACUUAUUUAGUGCCUUGAAAUUGGUCUUGCCUUUCUUGGAUUUCUGUGUUGUCCCCACAUUGCGUGCUUUGUCUGCCAUAAUGAAGUUUUUAUUACUUUGAAUUUUUUGAUACAAAGGGACUAAUUAUAUAUUAAAUCAUUUAUUUCCUUUGACUCUUAUUUUAUGUUUUAGAAUUUGUUUGGCCAGGAAAAAUUGGCUACAAUAGGUUUUGAAAAGAUCUUGUACAAUAACCACUUCACAUCAUCAUUGUGGUCAUUGUUGUAAAUUUGUAUUUAAUUAUGGAUAUAACUGAAACUAAUUUAAAAUGAACCUAAUGUAAAUAUAAUAUUAAUUCUCAUCCUUUAAGCAAUUUUGAAUUCCCAUGUCUAUUGGGAGCUCUUACUAGGGCUGAAAUGCCUACAAGUUCAAAGGGACACUGUAGUUAUCCAUUUCUUUCAAAAAUGGGGCUGACUUAUGUGAGGUUUUUCCUCAAAUCAAAUAGUAUCUUAUAAUAUUAACAUUAUAGGUGAUUUUAGCUCUUAGCAUGAAAGGUCCUUUAUCAUCAAAUGUUUUUCAGCAUCUCUGCUAACCUCUUACCUCAAGAACUGUAUUUCUCAGAAUCCUCAGUGGUUAAGCAGAACAACUUCAGGCAAUGUUACCCGCCCUCUUCCCAAUUACCAAGGAAGGCAGAAAAGCUGUUUCAUAAAAUCCUUGUAUAAGCAAAAUUACCAUAUAUGAUUCCAUUCAUCUUUAAUCAACAAUACCAGAUAAUUUCUUUCCCACUGCUUUCACCCACAUGUAAUUAUUGGGCAUUUAGUAUAAAAUUACCAGGACUCCUCUGUUGUGGCAAAGAUGUGGAAGGAAGAAGUUAAGUUAUACUUAAAUUACUUUUAAUAUUUCAUUAAACAGCUGCAAUUUACAUGAAUGAAGUCGAAUAGAGAAAGGUGAAUUACUAUCAAGUACCCUAUAUCUUGUUGAAUAAAUAUAUAACUAGUACUUAGUCUUGCAAUUAUAAAUAAUAUUAUAAAUGCUAACACUUGUAUGUGAACAAGAGAACUCUAGAGAGAAAACCAGAGUCCUGCCCAAUCUCAGCUUUGAUACUAAUGAGUUGCAUGGUCUUUGACAAAUCAAUUGACUUCUUAGGGCCUCAAUUUCUUCACCUAUGAACCAAACUUAAAUAGUCUCUAAAGUCCCUCUGUGCUUUUAUACCCAAAGAUUUCACACCUGUAUUUUUCAGGCUGGUAGAUUGGUAAUAAACUGCCAGAAGAACAGAGUGAACCCUACAUAGCUUUGCCUAGUGGUUAAAUAGCAACUGUAGAUAUGAUAGAGAUGUUAAACUUGUUGGGACAAUGGAUAAUACUAUGAAGCAUUAUUUACUGAAACACAAAAAUAAGUUACAUAAAUCAUAAAGGCUGUAAAAGGAGGAAGAUGAGAUAUAAAUGAGGCAAGGUUAUCAAGUGAAACUGCAAGUCUUUCAUUGAGCCAUAAAGAGUAAGUUAGUUGAAUUUGUAUAGAUACAGAGGAGAAAGGAACAUUAUAUAAAAUUUAUUAUAAGAUAAUUUUUUACCAUAGGAUGCAUCUGAAGACAAUAUUCUACAGGAGCUAGUAAGGUUUUAUUUACAAUUCUAUUAAACCAAGAACUUUAUUACCUUAGCUCCUCAGUGAGAUAUAUCCUGAGAAGUAAAAAAAUAAAAUAAAAUAAUAAAAUAGAAAUUUGGCCUCAAUUUUUAUUUCAUUAACUCCAUGACACAAUAGAUUUUAUUGAACUUCAGGUCAAUAUAAUAUUUUUCUUUGUUUUGUGGAGAAAUAAAGUCAUAUCUUUUGGUGAUUUUUAAUAGGAUUGCCCUUUAGUUACAAAUUAUGAUAAAAUAUAUAAACCAAACUACUUUUACCACCUAUUUAACUUAAAGAGUUGCUAAUAACAAUAUAGCACAUUUUCUAGCACAGUUAGAUACUCAACCAUUGGUUGCUGUUAAUAUUUUUUAUAUCAGGAAAUUUCUUAUACAUAUAAAAACCAUUAAUUUUAUGGUAGCUCUUUAUUGGUAUCCACAGAAGCUAGUAAGGUGAUUGCUUUCAUGACAUUGGUCAGUAUACAUAAAACUCUAAUAUAAUUUUUCAAUACAGGACUGGAACCAUAUCUUGGAAUGUUUUGUAUACACAGCUAAAGCUUUUACAUGUCCUGAUAGACUGUGUAGUACUGCUUAAGCAAUUGAGCAGAGAGUAGUAUGAUUAACUUUGUCUUCAAGAUUAUGUGUCAACUACAGAAAGGAUGAAUUGGUGAGUGGUGAGCUUAAGAGUUGGGAGUAUAAGACAAAUUUAGGAGAAUACUGCCCAUGGGAAAACUUAUGCUACUUUUCUUUUAAACAAUCACAUUUUACUCUCAAAACAACUACAAGUAGUGAAUAUGAUUUAUGUCAUUUUAAAGAGAAGAUCGGAGAAAUCAAGUAAAUUGCCUAAGAUAACACAGCUCUAAAAAUGGUAUAACUGGAAUUGAAAGCCAGGUGUCUCCUACCAACGUUCAGUCUAUUUCCAUUAUCCUAAAAUGGCAAUUAAGUGUUGGAGCUGAGUAUAAUUGCUAAAGUUCUUAUCUGAUUUGGUUAAUUGAAUGGCAUUAAGAAUAAGAACAGGUUUUGAGAGAUAAUAAUGAAUUACAUUUGGGGCUUGCUGGGUGUAUUGGGGUCCCUGGAACACUUGCAUGAGUGAUUAAAAGAGUUUAAUGAAUAUAGUACUUUUAAAGGUUUGCAGGGUUAUGGUGGAACCCCAAGAGCUAGCCAAAGUAGGAAGCCUUUAUCACUCCUAUGCCUGAAGAGGCAAGAGAAUAGAAUGGUUUAGACAUCCAGAAAGCCUUAUAGCUUUAGGGAAGAGAUGUCCAAUCAGAACAUCUGAAGGUCGUGUCCUUCAGUAGGGGACCACAACCACCAACCAACACUCUGUAAAAUGAUGUAUGUAAAAUUCUCAGUGAGCCUGGGAGGAAACUAGAGAAUAGAUGCCCAGAUCUCUCUCUUUGUCUUACUGUAUUAUCUCUGGAUGUUGCUCUCAUAGGCCAAAACAGCCCACAUUCAGAGGACAUGGGGCUUGAUUAAUGUAACCCAUAAGGGUCAGGGUGGAGAGGGACCUGGAGAGAACAUGGAGACUACAUGUCAGGCAGGAUGCUGAGCUUGAUCCACACAAGUGGUAAUCUGCAGUGGACAACUGAAUAUAUGAGUCAGGAGUUUACAAAUGAGGGAGAUAUAGAUAUUGAAGUCAUAAGUUAGCCCUGGCACAGCAUUUCUUGGAAUAUGUUAUGAGAAACUCUAGUUCUAUGAUAUUAUUUGUUAAAAACAGUUUUCAUGACAAAACACUUUUGGGCAGCUUAAUAUAUUAUAUUUUUUCUUUUGCAUUUACAAUGCACACACACAUAUAUCAAAGGAUCCAAAAAUUCUGUAUGUUAAGGAAAUCUGUUUAACUUUUUUAAACCAGUGUUCCCCUUUUUUUUUAAUCACAGAAAUAUUUCUAUUUCUGAUAAUACUCAUCAAUUUCCUAAAGAGCAAAUGAUCUCAAAAACACUGUCAUACAAAGGUUAGCUUCAAACAUAACUAAAGAGCAGGUCAGCCAUGAAUCUGAGGCUGUUUAGAACACAGCAUAGACCCAAGAAAGGAAAUGUAGAACACAUUGAUUUAGUCAGCAUUCUCCAGAGAAACAAAACCAGUAGGAGACAUCUAUCUCUCUAUCUAUUUACUGAGAAAAUAUUAUUUAUGUUAAAGGAUUGGCUGAUGCAGCUGCAGGGGCUAGUAAGUCCAAAAUCUGCAGGGCAUGCAGGCAGUCUGAGGGCCCAGGGAAUAGUUUAUUUUGCAGUCUUGAGUCUGAAGGCAGUCUGAAAGAAGACUUCCUUCCUCCUUGGGGGACUUCAGUCUUUUCUCUUUAAGGCCUUCAACUGAUUAGACAAGGCCCAUCCCACAUUACAGAGGGUAAUCUGCUUUAUUCAAAGUCUAUGAUUUAAAUGUGAAUUACAUCUAAAAACUACCUUCGUAGAAACAUCUAGACUUAUCUUUGAUCAAAUAAGUGUUACCAAAGCCUACCCGAAUUGAUGCAUAAAAUUAGCUAUCACAAAUAUCAUUAGAAUACAAACUGAUAAAGCCAAGGAUGAGACAAUAUGAAAGAGAAAAGGGUAUAACAGGCCCCAGUGCUCCAGAGAGAUGGAUAACACAAAGAUUGGCCAGGAAAAUUUAGAUUUGUCAAUUAGAAAAUUAUGCUCAUCUACUCUUGACUCUAAAUUUUCUCUCUGCUACAUAUAAAUGAGGAUGCAGUAGUCAUGAGUUUGAACUAAAGGAUCAACUGUAAGAUUUUUAUUAGUUCCCUUAAUCUCUGAAAGACUGGGUUUCCUCAUCUGCCAGAUGAUAUUUACUAGUAGGAUUUAGUAGUGCUUUCGGAAGAAAAAAGAAUUUUGGAGAGAAAGCUGUGAUGGCGGAGGCUUGGGAAACUAGAUUAAGAAUGGAAUCUUUAGAAUAUUUUGUUUUGGGUCAUAUGAUGUUGACUAUUUGAGAUAUUUCAAUAAAGAUUUAAACAUAUUUUCAAUUUUUUCUUAGAAUUUUAGACUCUUGUUUUUUAUUUUUUUAACUGAAACACUGUACUAGGGCUUGGCCUGAGGUAACAUAGGUAUCUUUCAGUUAAUAUGUUAAAACAAGUAUAAUUCAGCUUAGUGUCAUGGAAAAGUAGGUAAGUAUUAAUAACUGUUGAGUAAAUUUUCUUAAAAACACAAAAACAAAUAGGUGGCAAAGCAUCAAAAGAAAAAAAAAAAGGAAAAUGAAAAGGGAAAGAAAUGAGAGUUCCCCAUGAAUUAUGAGCUAUAAGUAUAUUUUAAUAGACAAGAAACUUGUAUCUCUAAACUUACAACUUUCUUCUUUUGUUAUAUUGGUUUUGAUUUCCUGUUAUUGAUUAUUAAAAAGACCUUUUGUGAAAACAAUUAACUUUUUCUCACUGUCCUAUCCAUAAGAGGAAGCAGUUUUGUUUUUCUUACCCUCUACAGCUGCCAAGAUAGAUAGGGGCAUCUGUCUGUCUUGACUGUUCAGUAUCAAGAGAUAUUUACUCUGAAGACCAGGAAUGUUCCCCAUGAUGCGGGAAACAGGAAAAGGGCCUUCUGUUGAGAUCAGGGCCAGUUUCCUGCUUCACAGCCCUUUCCUAACUGUUAAUGCUAGUAUAAAAGAAAUGGUUUUUUACUUGCAUUUUGACUUGUAAAAGACCAAAGAAGAAGGAUGACACAGUUUGUGAAUUUGAGCGAAUUUGAUCUAAUCUCUUUCUUGUUAUGGAAUUCUAAGUGAAACUUCCUUGUGUCAGCAAGUUUUCUCAUAAAACAUUUUAUAAAAAAGAAUGUUUCCUCCAAUGCUCUUGCUUACAAGUACCAAUUUUUCCUUAUAAAACAUUUGUUUGCGAUCUGGUCUGUUUGACAUAAAUAUUUCUUCCUAUUAUACCAGCUUGUUACAAUUCCAAAUGGCGUCAUCCUUUCCCUCUCUAGAAUGAGUGAGAAAAGUGGCUGCAUCUUCAAGACCCAGUGUAUUUUACAUAGAUGGAGUAAACAGUCUUGGAAAUUGCUCAUUUAAUAAAGGAUAAGGAAUGCUGUAAUCCCCAACACUUUGGGAGGCCAAGGUGGGUGGAUCGCUUCAGCUCAGGAGUUAGAGACCAGCCUGGGCAACAUGGCGAAACCCUAUCUCUACAAAAAAUAUAAAAAUUAGCCGGGCAUGGAGGCGUAUGCCUGUAGUCCCAGCUACUCAGGAAGAUGAGGUGGGAGGAUCACUUGAGCCUGGGAAACAGAGGUUGCAGUGAGCCGAGAUCCCACGACUGCACUCUAGCCUGGGUAACAAAGUGAGGCCCUGUCUCAAAAAAAGAAAAAAAAAAUGCCUGCUUCAAUUAAAUGAGAAUUUUAUAUAAAAACAUUUUUAAUUUACUAGAAUAAAACUUAUAUUAAGAAGUAGAAGACAUAAUGUGUUACUAGUUUGUUUUAAUCCAUAAGAGAUGGUAAAAUCUGUCAUGUAGUGCAUCAGUUCAAAUAAGCCUGAACUCAGCAUAUUGAAAUGAUUACAACUUAAAAACUUGUGGUCUUUAUAUGGGCACUUGCUUCUAUUUUAAGAAUGGAUAUCCAUUAGGCAAAUUUAAAAAAUUGAAAGGCUUCAUUUGAAAAUCAGACUUACACAUGUGUCCCAUAUACUAGUAAUUUUUUAUUUUAAAGUCAAAUCAUAUUUUAAAAUAGCUAUUGAGUCUUAUUAAUUUAUUUAAUAAAUCAAGUCCAAAACUGUUAUAAAAAUAGCAGUAUCUUUGAAAUAGUACUUUAAGGUAAUGUAUGUUUUGGUUUUGAGUUGCAACCAACUUUUUCUUGUACUGAUAAUUUAGUCAUGAAAAGAAAAACUCAAUUUUCUAAUGUUUCUAGGCAUCCUUGACAUUUUAAAUGUAAUGAAAUAUUCUUGCAGUCCAUUUCCAAUUACAGAAAAAUGUAGAAAAACAUAUAGAUAAAAUAUGGAAAAAGUAAUUUUAUGUAAGUAACAUGAUAUUGUAAAUGAAAAGUUGUUGGAAAAGAAACUUAUAUUUAUGUUUUCUUUACUAUUUCUACAAGACACUUUGGGAAAGCUUACAAUAAAACAUCUUGAGUAAGCAAUGAUUCUGCAUAAAAAUUUAAAAGAGUUUUUUAGGAAUUUCCAAAUGUCAGCAACACCAAACAAACAAACAAAAGCAUUUGUAAUUUAUGGAGUUAUCUAAAGAGAUAAGUGCAUGUGAAUUCAGCUUCUCCUCUGAGUCCAAGUCAGUAAACUUUGAGCAUUUGCCUUCUGAAAUGCAAAAGCACUGAGUGGAAAAAUAAAAUAUAGCAUCUCCUUUUCCUUC